Messenger RNA from Hyaloscypha bicolor E, 1530 nucleotides. RefSeq names its product acid protease. Bases 1 to 1434 code for a protein of 477 amino acids. The transcript is spliced from 4 exons. Gene Ontology annotation, molecular function: aspartic-type endopeptidase activity. Lineage: Eukaryota; Fungi; Ascomycota; Leotiomycetes; Helotiales; Hyaloscyphaceae. Gene Ontology annotation, biological process: proteolysis. The record is from RefSeq and is a predicted model, not a curated record.
AUGCGAUAUCUUUCAUUUGCUCUCGUUACCCUGGGCUCUCUUGCUUUAGAGCAUCUUCCACCAAUUCAUUACACAAUCUCAAGACGCGGUGGCAGCUUUCCUGCGCCAGAUAUCGCGAAUUUGACAUAUCUUCUAGAGCAGCUUCGUGUGGUGGAGCAACGGUACAAUUCCACGACGCGCGACUUCAUUGGCAACAAGGUGGUGCGUAAACCAAAGCGUCCGCAUGGUACACAAGCUUUGUCAACUUUGCUUGGAGACGUCGGUCGAGAUGGGAAUUGGCUAGCCAGUCUGCAUAUCGGAGAUCCUAUACAGGAGGUGGAUAUGGAUCUUGAUAUGCUGACCGCAGACUGGUGGAUCUUCUCUACCAGCAGUGGAAAGGGAUCUUUCUAUCUAGACUUCAACAGCAAAACAUAUGGCAAGACAUCCCUAUCCUUUAGAUUUGAUGCCGAGUCACCAUUAUCGGUCCCAACCUGCCGUGAGCCAAAAGACAUCAUCCAUCUACCAACAAUCAAACGAUCGAUUCCUAUUUCUUUUGCGCUUUGCAGGCCAGCGAAGCAAUGGGUCAGCACCCUUCUACCAUCCGGCGCAUACUUAGGUUUAGCAGCCUCCACAGUCCUCAGCCAGACGAAAACAGUCCCCUUAAUGAUGCAGAUGAUUGAAAAGAAUGUUAUCAACACUCCGGUAUGGUCUCUAGUGUUGAUAAAUGGCAAGGAUGGCAUAUUUAGCAUUGGAGGGACAUCAGCUCCACCAGUUCGACGAGCGAAGAUGGAGACGGACGAUGAGCUGGCUCGAGCUGGAAAUCACGGGAUGAAAAGAGAUGGGGUGGUGGCUUCUAGAUCGGCUGCUGACAUCGAAAUGGAAGCAGACCUGUCGGCGAAUGAAUGGAAGUGGAGCAAGGUGCAAGGCGCAGAGGGGUGGUGGCAGAUUCUAAUGAGAGGCAUUUGGGUGGAUGGAAGUAAAGUCCUAGAGAACCAACCAAUUGUUCUGGAUAUUAACACACCUUUCAUCCUCGCACCUCCGGUUGCUGCGAGGGCAUUUUACUCGUCAGUCUCGUGGAGCAGACAACUACCCCCUCCAUAUGAUCAGUUCCAUGCAUAUCCGUGUUUCAACCCACCAAAGAUACACUUCGAAUUUGCGGGCUGGAAUGUGGAGGUGCUCAAAGGGAAAAGAGAACAGGGAACGUUCUCGCCAGGAGGGAGAUUCUCACUGGGGCGAAUGGCAUCCGGAAGUGGCUAUUGUCUUGGGAUUGUUGUUGAGUCCAGGAUGGGCAAGGGGAUGUCUCUUGGGACCGAGGCGGCGAACAUGGGGUUUAAGACAAGUAUGGAAGGAGGCAACGGGCUAGAAGAUGUCUGGAUUGUUGGAGAGCCGUUCUUCCGGGAUGUCCAAGUGGCCUUCAAUUGGAAGGAGAAGAAGGUUGGAAUGCAGAGAGUAUGACAAUUGCCUGUUAGGUCGCUUUUAUCAAAGCUAGAGAUAGAACUUCCAAUAAGGUGUCUUGUUUAUAUAGUCUUAACUCGAGCUAAUCUUAAAGCC